GGCAAAUCUACCCCCAAGGAGAUUUGCAGAGGGCAAAAGAAACCAUAGAAAGCCUCCCACAUAUGUAUCCACUGAUUAAAACAGAGUAUGUGUAUGAGGAUGAUAGUGAUGACCGUCCUCAGGUUAUCACCAAAGAAGUCCCAUUUACAGCAACUGAUUUAGCAAAGCUGAAAAAAGAUUUUGCAAGGGCUGCGAAGGAAUCGGAGACAGAGUAUGUGUGGAGAGUGUCUUUGUCAGGAGGGGAUGGAAUUUUGUUGUCAGAGAAAGAAGCAGAAGGAUAUUGGGGUCCGGGUGUGUUUCUAACUACUGGCGAUCGCCGAGCCCCAUGGUCAUUGACUCAGAGAGCUGCGUAUUGGGCCGGAGGGCUGAACCCCUUGGAGAGGGGAGAUCCCCUUGCCAUAACCGGUACGGUGGAUCAGUUAGUGGAAAGUGUGCAAAAGGCGGCAUGUCUCCAGAUGAUGUAUGAUCGGGAGCUCAAGCCCCACCAGGGCUCCCCGAUGAUGAUGCCUGUGGACCCAGAGAGGAUGACUCCUCUGAUACGGGGACUUCCCGACUCUCUGAAACCCAUUGGAAUUCAAUUGCAAGGGAGGAUUCAAAAAACCCCCGAUGGAGAAAGAUUUAUGGCCACUCUGGAGGGGAAAAUGUCCCCUGAUCAUCGGCAGUUAGGGAGAAAAGUAUGGACAUGGGGAGAGAUAGCUCAGGAAUUGAUUAAUUCUGGGAGAAAAUAUGGCCCCAUUGGGGGAUUGUCUCAAAGAACUGAAAACAGGAUCGUACAACGACUUAGUGGGCGGCAAUUACCCCCUGGAAAAGAGAGGCCCCUAACUCGACAGGGACUGUGGCAGCUAGGGCUUCAGAAAGGCAUUCCCUGGGACUUGAUGGACAGACUCCCGACCCAAAAAUUGGAGCAACUUGUGCAGAAUUGGUCAGGGCAAAGGGCCGUUUCCAAACCAACCCCUAGUGCCCCACCCUUGAUAGACCUUGAGGAGGAGCCGGCUAGGGAGAAGAAGGUGGCGGGAAACUAGACCCU
Molecule: messenger RNA, 1027 nt
Organism: Aquila chrysaetos chrysaetos
Lineage: Eukaryota; Metazoa; Chordata; Aves; Accipitriformes; Accipitridae
Exons: 1
Coding region: 63-1022 (319 amino acids)
Source: RefSeq, a predicted model, not a curated record